UGGCGUAUGCGCCUUUUUUUUACCCUCAGCGCUUGCCUUUUUUUUACCCUCAGCGCUUGCCGUACUGAGCAAACAAUCAUGGCGGUUGUCAUCUGACUGAAGUUUAGAUAGGACAAACUUUAAACUGCUAUGCUUCUCGCACUUGUCUUGGCUUAUUUUUCGGAGUUGUAUCCGCUAGAUCUUCUGACUUUACUGGAUAUCAGAUGAAAUGAAACAUUAAGUUAGAAAUGUAAACUCGUGAGCGUGACGGCUUUGCUUUAGCCGCUCUGCUACUGGUGUUUUACCUCAACAAGUCCUCCAGCUAAUCUGGAGUCUGUGCUCUCGCGGGAUUUUAGCAAAGUUUAAAUCGUAAAAUUUAAGGGGUUAUUUUACGUUAAAAACGGGGGGAAAUUAUAUCGAAAUGCUUCGUUUCCUUCGGUACUGUUUAAGCCAUUGCCUCCAAGCAGCCAUGACCCGGCUGGAGGAGGUCAACGGGGAGGUGAGCAUGUGGUCGUCGGUCCGGUGGCUCGGGUACCUGUCCGGUCUGARCCUGCUUCUGGGCCUGAGUUUGGGUCUCUACACGCGCUGGGUCGGAACAGCGGAGUACAUCGUUCUUGUAGUACUUAUCCUGGCCCUGCUGGUCCUCGUAGCAGCCUGCGUGCUGUACUAUUUCUUCGACAUGGAGCGGCUCAGCCUGAGUCUCCUGCACCUGUGGUUCGGCUUCCUGUUGGGUCUCCUGAGCUUCCWCAACCCGCCCGGCCUGGAGGCCGACGUCAAGGAGCGCGCGGCCAACUACCUGCUGCUGGCCAGCGUGGUUCUGAGGACGUUGUGGUCGUUGCUGGAGCGGCUGCUGGGCUGCACCCGGUACCGACCCGCCUUCAUCACCUCCGCGGAGCGCCUGGAGCUGACGGGCUUCGCGGCAGCCAGCACGGUGCUCCUCUUCAAGGAGUCCCUGAGCGUCAUGGUGCUGGUCGUGGCUCUCGGUGCGGUCAUGAUCACCCUGCGGACCAAGGCUCUCCUGGCCUUCCCCAACUUCGCCUGCUUCACAUGUAUCACCGGGAUUUUCUUCUUGAAGUGCCUGAGCAUCGACGCCAACCCGUUCGCUCUCGCCUGCUUCUUCAGCCAGCUCAUCUGCGACCCUCUGCUGGACUCCUACUUCAGCGGGCUUUCCGUCAUAGAGCGCUGGCGGCCCAUCCUGGUGUCCAGCGGUCUGAGGCGCCGUCUGACCCUCCUGCCUCUGCUGACGAUCGAGGUGGCCUUCGUCGCCGUAGCGGCUCAGAAAUUUCGGGACUCGGACCAGUGGUACCUGGUGAUCCCGGGCUUUGUGGUGUGCGUGUUCUUCUGGGCCAUCUGCCACAUGGUGUUGGUGAUCACUGUGUGGGGCUUUCACAACAAGCUCAGUGACUGCCAGAGACUGUGUUGGACGCAGGGCCCAGAGGACUCCAGCCUGGAGAAGAUCAUGGCCUCGAAGGGCAUGAGGCACUUCUGCCUCAUUUCCGCAGAYCUGGUGUUCUUCGCGCUGGUGUCCACUGUUGCUGUGGCUGUUUUUAGCUGGCAGGAGUCCAGCGGUAUCUUCAUGAGUACGUUUCUGCUCAUCCUGCCCCUGGAGUGUCUGCUUCACGGACUCUUCUACGAGCUCGGGAACAGUCUGGGUGGGACCUGCGUGGGCUAUGCUGUGGUCAUCCCCACCAACUUCUGCAGUCCCGACGGCCAGCCCCUGCUGCUGCCGCCAGACCAGGUGCAGGAGCUGAACAAGCGCUCCACCGGCAUGCUGAGCAGCGUGCAGCGCUUCUUCGCCUGCCACCUGAUCGAAAACUACGGUUGCGACUACUCCACGAGCGGCAUCACCCUGGAGACCCUGCAGGCGAAGAUCAAGUCUUUCUUGGAGCUCCGCACAGCAGACGGGCCUCGCCACGACACAUACGUGAUCUUCUACAGCGGCCACACRCAUCGUAGCGGAGAGUGGGCCCUGGCAGGUGGAGACGUCCUCCGCCUGGAUCAGCUCUUGGAGUGGUGGAGGGAGAAGAACGGGGAGUUCUGCUCCCGCCUCAUCGUCGUGCUGGACUGCGACCACUCGCUGCCCUGGGUGAAAGGGGUCCGGCGCGUGGAGGGGCUGCACGUGGCCGUGCAGGGUGCAUUGCUCGAGUGGGCCGGCGACACGGAGCGACUUUAA
This is a messenger RNA of Poecilia reticulata (guppy), 2152 nucleotides long. The record is from RefSeq and is a predicted model, not a curated record. Lineage: Eukaryota; Metazoa; Chordata; Actinopteri; Cyprinodontiformes; Poeciliidae.